This is a messenger RNA of Emericellopsis atlantica, 1770 nucleotides long. RefSeq lists its product as uncharacterized. Lineage: Eukaryota; Fungi; Ascomycota; Sordariomycetes; Hypocreales; Bionectriaceae. Gene Ontology annotation, cellular component: nucleus. The record is from RefSeq and is a predicted model, not a curated record. The transcript is spliced from 3 exons. The coding region runs from base 1 to 1770 and encodes 589 amino acids.
AUGGCGGAGAGCAAUGGCCGAUCGCGCGCGAGCCAGCGCAGCUCCGACCCUUUUGGCGUGCCUCGUCGAACACCCAGCGCGAACGCCUCGAGGUAUACAUGGGACACCAACGCAACAUCAUACCUGCCAGCUCUGCAGGUCAAGGGCGCAAGCGAGGAGGACAACCUACAUCCGCUCGAGGAGGAAGAGUACGACCCGCGCAGCUUUGAUAUUGUGGCGCCUCUAGAACAGGGCCAAGGCCCAAAGGCAUACUCGCUGGAGGACCGAUCCGACCUGCUCUUCUCCAAGGAGCACAUGAGGAGCAUACUGGAGGACCCGCGACUGCUCGGCGACUUUUCGCGAUUCCUGUCCCGCUCCCGCCCUGGGUCGGUAGCGCUCCUCAGAUACUACCUGAGCACCGAAAAGGCGGUGCGCGCCAUUCGAUACGCCAACUCUGUCAUUGCAAACCUGGGCACGUUGGAUGGCCACGAUUUCGCGGAAGGGGAUGCUAGCAACAUGGACACGGUCAACCGAACCCUCCAAGAGAAGCACGAUGCUGCGUUUGAGACGCUGGCCAUCGAAGAGCUGCCCAGAUUCAUCACCGAUGUCUGGGUUGACAUUGUGAGCCUCUCCAUGCGGAGAAAGAUUAUGGGCUCGAUGCCGACGGAUCUUCGCGACGCAUCCGAGGGCCUGGCUGAGGUCUUCUGCCUCAGCGACCCGUCGAGACACGACAACCCGAUCAUCCUAGCCUCCGACGAGUUCCACCGCACGACACAGUAUGGUAUGGAAUAUGCCAUUGGGCGCAACUGUCGCUUCCUGCAGGGACCUCGGACGAACCCUUUCAGCGUGCAGAGGAUUAGGGAACGGCUGAAGGCCGGACAGGAGCACAUUGAAACUUUCCUCAACUACCGCCGGGAUGGCUCACCUUUUAUGAAUCUGCUGCUCUGCGCGCCACUACUCGAUUCCAAGGGCAAAGUGCGCUACUAUUUGGGUGCACAGGUUGAUGUCUCCGGCCUGGUCAAGGAUUGCACCAAGAUGGAUGGCCUGAGGCGUAUCGUGGAGGAUGAGCAACAGGGCAUCGAUAGGAAGGACCAGGCACCUAAAUCUUCCCUGGAAUGCUGCCAGGCACUGGGCGAAAUGCUGGACACGAGCGAGUUGGAGGUGGUGCGUCGUCACGGCGGAGCGAUACACCAGAUGCGCGACCACGACGGGAAUGGACAGGAUGCGAACUGGAACACACCCUACCUCGUCAUCGAGGACGACCUCACGCCUCAGCCGUCACCGCAGGCGACACCUGCCGUGCUCGACAUGUCGUCACAGCCCGGGAGCACACCGAAACCGGCCUCUAGUCCUUCCAACGGACGCUUGGCAGGCGUAUACGAGCACUACCUACUUGUCCGCCCGUCGUCCAACCUGCAGAUCCUCUUCGCCUCCCCCAGUCUACGCGUCCCGGGCAUGCUUCAGAGCCCUUUGCUGUCACGCGUGGGCGGCUCUGGACGUGUGCGCGACCAGAUCGGCCAGGCACUUAAUGAGGGACAGGGUGUGACGGCGAGGGUGCGCUGGAUCACGUCGACACGUCGAAAGUCGUCGCCCGAGGCGGAGCAGCGUGGGCGCUUCCGGUGGCUGCACUGCACGCCGCUGCGCGGUGUGAACGGGACCAUUGGCAUCUGGAUGGUGGUGGUGCUGGACGACGAGAGCACCAGCAAGGCGCCUUCGUUGUAUGCGGAGAGUGUAUACCAGGGGCAGCAGCAGCAGCAGCAACAGCAGCAGCAACAACAACACUGGGUUUGA